AUGUUUCGCGUGGUUCCUCGGUGGGCCCGCUCGAAUGGUCACGCCGUUUUCUGUGAAAGAAAACUGUCGAGAAAACUCCAUAAUGGAAGGACCCUCGUAGAAGAACUAACUUGCAGAGGUUUCAUUGCCAAUGUGACCCGGCCGCACGAAUUAAACAAUCAUUUGGGAAAAUGCUCUCGGAUGGUUUAUGCUGGAAUUGACCCUACGGCGAAGUCGCUACACGCCGGUCACCUCAUCCCACUCUUAUGCUUGCUACAUUUCCAGCUACGCGGAAACAACAUCAUCACUCUCAUCGGGGGAGCGACUGGACUUGUUGGCGACCCGUCCGGUCGUUUGACGGAGCGGGAGCUUUCUGAUGCUGCACAGGUUGAACUCAAUGCUAGCAAACUUACAUAUGCUAUCAGUAGAUUCUUCAGCCGUGCAUCAGUAUAUGCGGCUUCUAGAGGAUCCACUCAACAGUCCGUUAUUCCCGAAGUUCAGGUCUUAAACAAUAUCAAUUGGCUCAAGGAUCUGAACCUCCUAGAUUUCUUACGUAGCACAGGCCCUCACUUCCGCAUCAACCAGAUGAUCGCUAGAGACAGUGUAUGCACCCGAAUGAAUGCACAACAAGGGAUAAAUUUCACCGAGUUCACGUACCAGCUGCUACAAGCCUACGAUUUCUACGAGCUAUACAGAACGAAGGGAUGUACAGUCCAAAUUGGCGGCUCCGAUCAAUGGGGGAAUAUCUUGUCGGGCCUCGAGCUCAUCAAUAAAGCACAAUUCAGUCGUGCAACUGUCGCUGAGCAGUCCAGCAAGAAAGGUUUUGCACUGACUACCCCACUUUUGACGACGUCUUCGGGAGAGAAAUUUGGCAAGAGCGCGGGGAAUGCUAUCUGGUUAGACGAGAGCCUCAGCAGCCACCUGGAUUUCUAUCAAUUUUUCUUGAGGACAGCUGAUGCAGAUGUCGUAAAAUACCUGAAGAUGUUUACCCUGUUACCAGUGGAGGAGAUAGAAUCGAUUGCGAAAGAUCACGAGUCCCAUCCCGAACAUCGGAUAGCACAAAGAAUCCUUGCUAAUGAGGUCACGCUGUUGGUCCAUGGCGAAGAUGGACUGAGUGCAGCAAAAGUUGCCACUAAAGUGUUGUUCGGCACUGACUAUUCCUCCCUACGAGCCGACCAAAUCAUCAGAUCGCUCCGCAACGAUCCCCGGCUAGUGUUUUGUAGCCAAGAUGAAAUGUUUGCAGAGCUCCUUCCUAACCUGACUGCAAUCCAUGGGCUGUUACCCUCCAAGUCCGCUGCGCGCCAACUUGUCUUAGCAGGAGGGCUUUAUGUGAAUAAUGUGCCCGUGCGUGAUCCUCGUCUUCGCCUUACGCGAGAGGGUCUUCUGGAUGACAGGGUGGCUGUUGUGAGGGCAGGCAAAGACAAACAUCUUGUACUUGUCUUGAAGUAG
Pisolithus orientalis is the source of this 1428-nucleotide messenger RNA. RefSeq lists its product as uncharacterized. NCBI's taxonomy places the organism in Eukaryota, Fungi, Basidiomycota, Agaricomycetes, Boletales, Pisolithaceae. Gene Ontology annotation, cellular component: mitochondrion; cytosol. The record is from RefSeq and is a predicted model, not a curated record. The transcript is spliced from 7 exons. Gene Ontology annotation, biological process: tyrosyl-tRNA aminoacylation. The coding region runs from base 1 to 1428 and encodes 475 amino acids. Gene Ontology annotation, molecular function: RNA binding; tyrosine-tRNA ligase activity; ATP binding.